Mesocricetus auratus (golden hamster) is the source of this 3199-nucleotide messenger RNA. RefSeq names its product MKS transition zone complex subunit 1 (gene Mks1). Gene Ontology annotation, biological process: cilium assembly. Bases 816 to 2405 code for a protein of 529 amino acids. Gene Ontology annotation, cellular component: MKS complex. NCBI's taxonomy places the organism in Eukaryota, Metazoa, Chordata, Mammalia, Rodentia, Cricetidae. The transcript is spliced from 18 exons. The record is from RefSeq and is a predicted model, not a curated record.
CUGGGCCUGGCACAGCCCUUCAGGAUUACCAAGAAUUGCCACACAAAACAAUUUAUUUUACCACUCAGUUUCAACUCCAGUAGCCAGCAUCAGGUGAUUCUUGAGACAAUAGUUAAAACAUGGACACAGAAGAAAUAUUGCUUGUAUAUGAUUGUACACUUUCAAGAGAUCACUGGUGGUUUGAUCAAGUCCAUGGAAACGUAAUGGACAUGGACGUGAAGGAUUCUAGAGUUGGAAGAAACAAGUGAAGGAGAAAGUUAACUUACUAGCUUUUGAUGAAGAGACUGAGUUUUUGUAAUUUCCAUACAAGUGAAGAGAAAAAUAGGAUCAUGGAAGGCUGAGUACUUCUUUAAAAAAAAAGACAGCUAUUGGAGCUGUAUCAUCAGAGACUAUUUAGAACAGCCUGUUGCCCCAGGCAUGACAAGUUUGUGAAAACCUGGGCUAACCUGUUGGGACACCCUGCAGGAUAGAUGGGACUAGACUGUUCAAGAUAAAAUCCAUCAAGUACCAGAAUCUUGGUAUGUUUCUUGGGAAACAGCGUUUGAGAUCUGUCCGGGUCAUGCACGCAAACUGCUCAGACUGAGCGUCUGGGCCCCGACCUCGUCUGUCUUCAUACUGACACUAGUUGCAUCCGUGGUCUCACUUGUGCUGUUCCUACACUGUUUGGAAAAGGUGCUCACUCUCUUGAAUCUCAGGGUAUCACCAGCAUGAGGUUGUUUGAACCUUCUGGACUUCAUGGAAUUGUCUCCUGACCACCUAGCAUUGGAUGGUACAACUCAAUGUCGCUUCAUUGAGCACUUGUGAAGCAUGUGAACAUGAAAGAUAUUUACUUUGGAGAUGACAGCAGUGGCCUCUUCUGUGCUCUAAAUGAUGACCAUCUCAAUGGCCUUGUCCUUGGACACGUAUCAGGUGGACACCGCCCGGAUGAAGAAGAGGAGGAAGAGGUUGUGAUUGGGUGGCAGGAGAAGCUCUUUAGCCAGUUUGAAGUAGAUCUGUACCAAAAUGAAUCCGCAUGUCAGAGUCCUUUGGAUCAUCAGUACCGCCAAGAGGUCCUGAAGCUGGAGAAUUCCGGCGGCAGGAAAAACCGGCGGAUCUUCACGUACACCGACUCUGACAGAUACACCGACUUGGAAGAGUACUGUCAGAAAAUAACCACUGCAGCCAGUGAGGUGCCGUCAUUUCUGGUUGAGCGGAUGGCGAACGUCAGGCGGCGCCGCCAGGACAGGCGAGGGAUGGAGGGCAGCAAACUCAAGUCUCGCAUCAUCACCUGGGAGCCCUCGGAAGACUUCAUCAGGAACAGCCACGCCAUUAACACCCCUCUUCAGACCAUGUACAUUAUGGCAGACCUGGGGCCCUAUGGAAAGCUUGGCUAUAAGGCGUAUGAGCACGUACUCUGCAUUCUGAAGGUGGACAGCAAUGGAGUGAUCACAGUGAAGCCUGACUUUACCGGCAUCAAAGGACCCUACAGAAUUGAGACUGAGGGAGAGAAACAGGAAUAUACUUCUGCUUGGAAAUACACUAUCGACAACGUGUCCUCCCUCGCACAGCCGGAAGAGGAGGAGCGGGAGCAGCGUGUGUUCAAGGAUCUUCAUGGCCGCCACAAAGAGUACCUCAGCAGCCUCGUGGGCACAGACUUUGAGACGACCAUCCCAGGUGCCCUCCGGCUCUUUGUAAAUGGAGAGGUAGUUUCGGCCCAAGGCUAUGAGUAUGACAACCUCUACAUCCAUUUCUUUGUGGAGCUGCCAGCUACUAACUGGUCAAGCCCAUCAUUCCCGCAGUUCUCAGGAGUGACCCAGACCUGUGCCACCAAAUCCCUGGGAAUGGACAAGGUGGCCUAUUUCUCCUACCCAUUCACAUUUGAAGCCUUCUUUCUCCACCAGGAUGAGUCGGCUGACGCCCUCCCAGAGUGGCCCGUGCUCUACUGUAAGGUCCUCUCCCUGGACUUCUGGCAGAGGUACCGUGUGGAAGGCUAUGGGGCUGCGGUGCUGCCGGCCAUCCCAGGCUCACACACCCUGACCAUCUCCACGUGGAGGCCCAUGGAGCUGGGCCUUGUGGCAGAGCUAAGGAGGUUCUUCAUAGGCGGUUCCCUGGAGCUGGAGGACCCCUCCUACGUGAGGAUACCGGGAACCUUCAAGGGGGAGCGUCUGAGCCGAUUUGGAUUCCGAACUGAGACGACAGGUACUGUCACCUUCCGCCUGCACUGCCUGCAGCAGUCCAAGGCUUUCAUGGAAUCCAACUCCCUACGGAAACAGAUGCGGAGCGUGUUGGACCGCCUGGAAGGGUUCAGUCAGCAGAGUUCCACACACAAUGUGCUAGAAGCCUUCCGUCGAGCCCGGCGCCGCAUGCAAGAGGCCCGCGAGAGCCUCCCCCAGGACCUUGUGAGCCCCUCAGGAACACUGGCCUAGCUCUCUGCAGCCCUGGCCUGUGGAGCAAGAGUACACUCACUUCAUCUUGCUUUUUAGAGACCACAUUGGUCUACCAAAUUGGAUGAUCUAGAAGCUUCCAGCUGGCUCCUCUGUGUAGCCUUCAGCAGGACUUUCUUCCCUAUGGAAGUAAAGCCAGAGACUCUGGGGCCCCGUGUGACCCCUCUCUUCAUGUUUCAGCUACCAAACAUGGGCUUCAUAACCAGGCAGGCUGUGUAGUCCGAGACUCCUGUGGUGUGAGCCCAGGGUUAGCCUAUCAUUGACACAAUGUCUUUUCUGAUUUGUCACAUAGUCUUAGUGGCAGAGAAAACUCUUGUUUCACAGACCUUAAAAAUGGAGUUUGGCGUCCAGGAGUAGUGGCACAUGCCUUUAAUCCCAGCACUUGGGAGGCAGAGGCAGAUGGAUCUCUGUGAAUUCAAGGUCAGCCUGGUCUACAGAGUGAGUUUCAGGACAGCCAAAGUGGCAUAGGGAGACCCUGUAUCAAAACAAACAAACAAACAAACAAACACCAGCAAAGUGGAAUUUGGCAUCAUCCAAGGAGAAAGACGCAUGAGAGACCUCAGUCUCUCUUAUCUUCCAAGAAAAGUGGAGGCAAAGAGGCCUCAACUUCCUGACUAAAUUUCUGUCCCCUUUUCUCAGGCAGCUUCAUUUUACAGUGUAUGUCUGACCAAGUUUAGGACAUGGCCUGGGGUAGUUCUCUGCCCUUCCUGUUAGCUACGUAAGGUCUUUCAUUGUGUUUGUUUGUUUUUCAUAUAAAAAUAUUUAUAUUGACUGAU